Messenger RNA from Fukomys damarensis (Damara mole-rat), 4520 nucleotides. It is a transcript of the gene Znf502, whose product is annotated as zinc finger protein 502. Lineage: Eukaryota; Metazoa; Chordata; Mammalia; Rodentia; Bathyergidae. Bases 262 to 1890 code for a protein of 542 amino acids. Gene Ontology annotation, biological process: negative regulation of transcription by RNA polymerase II. The record is from RefSeq and is a predicted model, not a curated record. The transcript has 3 exons. Gene Ontology annotation, molecular function: DNA-binding transcription repressor activity, RNA polymerase II-specific.
AUGCUCCUCCCGCUUCCUAGAGAGGGAGCCGAGGGUCGCGCCGGGGUUUGUGACGCACUAUCGGCCGCGCUACCGGACUUCCGGUCCCAGAGACAACUGAGUCCUGGACUUCCGCACAGCUCUGGAAUCUCAGGCACCAACCGCCGCGGGACCCAGAACUUCACGGAAAGUAAUCUCCCCUCCACCUUUCCCCUCUGAUCAGGGUUUGUGGCUUUGUAGAUCUGAAGUAUUUUCCAAUCAAAGCAAAGAGAAGAUUUGUGGAUGUUGAAAAUGCAAGGAGCUGAAGCCAGAGUGACUGAAAGGGAGACUUUCCAAGAUUGGAGGAACAAGACUGUUCUAGAACAUGAUGUAUGUGAAAAUAAUUCACCACAGAUCAUAGCAAAGAGAUUCCAAGAAGACGAAUACCAGGAUUCUACAUCUGAAGGAAAGCACGGCUGUGAGGGCACGAAGGAGAACUCUCCCGGAGAGGUUCCCGGGCCGUGCCUUUUUCAGAAGGGCGGCUUCGGGGGAAUAACCUUCAUCCACAAAGAUGCAUGUCCCGAAAUGAUCAGUCAGGAGUAUAAUAUCACUAAGAGCUUCCUUUUGACCUCAAGCCUUGUUACACAUCUCAGGGUGUCUACGGAGGAGAGCCUGCACCAGUGGGAAGCAGGUGACGUACACGCCAGUGAGAUUUCCAGCCAAAGUAAAUGUGUGACUUUUUCCACUCAGAAAAAAGCUUGGAAGUGUCAUGAGUGUGGGAAGAGCUUUACUCAGAGCUCAUCCCUUACCCAGCACCAGAAGACUCACACUGGAGAGCGGCCCUAUGCGUGUGCAGAAUGUGGGAGAGCAUUUAGUCGCAGUUCAUUUCUAGUUCAGCAUCAAAGAAUUCACACUGGAGUGAAACCACAUGAGUGUGAGCAGUGUGGGAAAACAUUUCGAUGCCGAUCAUUUCUCACUCGGCAUCAGCGAAUCCACACCGGGGAGAAGCCUUACAAGUGUGUCGAGUGUGGGAAUUCUUUCCGCAGCCAUUCGUAUCUCACCGAACACCAGAGAAUUCACAGUGGAGAGAAGCCCUUUAAAUGUGAUAGAUGUGCAAAGGCGUUCCACCAGAACACACACCUUGUUCACCACCAGAGAAUUCACUCUGGGGAAAAGCCUUAUUUGUGCAACGACUGUGGCUCUUCUUUUCGCAAGCACUCAAACCUUACCCAGCAUCAGAGAAUUCACACUGGGGAAAAACCUCAUCAGUGUGAUGAAUGUGGGAAAACCUUCCAAACAAAGGCAAACCUGUCUCAGCAUCAGAGGAUUCAUACUGGAGAGAAGCCCUACAAGUGUAAGGAAUGUGGCAAGGCCUUCUGUCAGAGCCCAUCUCUUAUUAAACACCAGCGAAUUCACACUGGUGAAAAACCUUAUAAGUGUAAAGAAUGUGGCAAAGCUUUUACCCAGAGCACCCCGCUCACAAAGCAUCAGAGAAUCCACACUGGGGAGAGGCCCUACAAGUGCAGCGAAUGUGGCAAAGCAUUCAUUCAGAGCAUUUGCCUCAUUCGCCACCAAAGAAGUCACACUGGAGAAAAACCCUACAAAUGCAACGAAUGUGGAAAGGGCUUCAACCAAAAUACCUGCCUCACGCAACAUAUGAGGAUUCAUACUGGAGAGAAGCCCUAUACGUGUAAGGAAUGUGGGAAAGCCUUUGCACAUAGCUCUUCUCUUACUGAACAUCACAGGACUCACACUGGUGAGAAGCUGUAUAAAUGUAGUGAGUGUGAGAAAACUUUCCGCAAGUACGCGCACCUGAGUGAACACUAUAGAAUUCACACUGGUGAGAAGCCUUAUGAAUGCAUUGAAUGUGGAAAGUUCUUCAGACACAGUUCCGUCCUUUUCAGACACCAGAAACUGCACAGUGGUGAAUGAUUCUGACACACAGGUUGUGACAGUUUCUCUUGAGAUGGUGACUAGUAACCUGGCUGGGAGGAGAGGCCGGGAGAAGGAUGAAGGACGCUUGGCUGCUCCGUUCUGAGGGGUACUGCAGAAAUGGGGGUGGGACUUGGGUAAUAGGACCAAGUCCAAGUGGAUACCUGGGAAUAGGGGACAGAAAGGAAAUUCCAACUUUGACAUAAGAUUUGGGCCACCAGCCCUCCCUCUCCAUGACUCAAGGCAUGUGUGCCUCUCCCAAACUCCUAACCACUUCUCUGACCUUGUCACCUGUAUGCAUUGGCUUGGGGGGAUUGAUUUCCAAACAUUGUGCAGGUGGCAGCAGUUCUGAUGCAGGAUUUCGCUUGAGGGUAGCUUCCAGAUGCUUAUGGCUUCCUGCACAUACCCAUGUGGGAAGGCUCUGACCUGGAAAGUGGUCCUGUGAAAGAGAGAAAGAAGUGAAAAAAAUAAUAUGUAUUUAUUCAUUGAACAAGGGGAUAGUGGCAAGACCCAGCUUGCUCUUUAUCGAUUCCUUGUAGUGAGGAAGGCUUGUGUCAGGGUGAGGGAAACCUUUCUGGUCCUUGGAAUCUUAUGGGUCAGUUGGGCUAAGAAGGAAGUAGGAGAUCAAGUAUUUGCUAUUUCCUGGGAAGGCAGAACUGUCUGUAGAUGGGACAGGGAGGAAAUCCUAGCUUAUGUCAGAGAAGAACACUUACCCAGAGAAGAAAUGGUCUCUGGGAGAUGGCUAGUGAUAGAGAAGAGGCAUCAGAGCUGAGAACCUGCAUGUGACUGCAGGCCACAUAGGAAAACAAAACUUUGCUGUGGCUUCAGGUGUACACAAUAACUUGAAGCUUGGUUCACAGAGACCAGGGGAGAGUGUCCUGCCUAAACUAACAGUAUCCCAACAAAAAGUGACGUAAGGGAUUUAGCUCAGUGGCCCUGCACUUGCAUCACAAGCACAAGGUCCGGAGUUCAAUCCCCACUACCAAAAAGGACUUACUGGCUUUCAAGUGAAAACAGUGAUGAAGGAGGACAGCUUAUUAGGCUGCCUAGAAUUUGGGGACUGUGGGGUUAGUCCGUAAUAAAGUGUUAACAUUUGUCAUGGAAUUAUGGGGCAAAAUGUUCUUAAGAAAAUCACCUUUGUCAAGUUUCCAAAAAUUAAGAUAUCACAGGUUGCUACUGACUGAUCAUAUUUUAUUUUGAGAAAAAUGAUAGUUUCUAAAUUUCCCCAGCCCCUUUUACCUUCCAGAAGCUGAACUGCAGAAGUGAGGAUAGCUUUUGACCAGUGCAGUGGUGCCUUGGUUCCCAAACUUAACUUGUCCUACACUUUUGGAAAAGGUUGCCAUAUUUGUAUUCGUGUGGGAAAAGUGGCCACCGUUGUAUUUGUCACCUAAUGCAGAUUUUUCAAGCAAAAGAAAUUUUGUGUUUCUGUCUGCAAACCAAAUUGUUUACAAACAAGCAUUCAGGAACCAACAUACCACUAUAUUUGGCAUAGUUUCUAAGCUCUGAAGCAUAGUUUUAAAAUAGGUCUUUAAAAACAACUAAAAUAAGUUCAUUCUAGAACACCUGGUUAUUUGUAACCCAGCACUUAUUUUUCCUGCACAUUUGUCCUCUGUUGGUUUGGGCCCAUAGCGAUGACUCAUGGGAAUGUAGAAAUAAUGGAUUUGCUUUCCCUUCUCUAGCACGAGGAUGCUGUUCUUAAAACCUGCCACAGAGGAGUUCGUAAUUGAGGAAAUUAAUACCUUACUGACAGAAAUGACCCUAGGAUAUCUUCCUAUUUUAUAUUCAUGAAAAUACACUGUCAAUAGGUUUAUAUAUCCUAAAUGAAAAUAACACUACAGAAUUUCUGGCACAAAGCAAAUGUUCAGUAAAUAUUUGGUGAAUUAAUAUAUUUCAAAUCUCUGCCUACUAAAAGGACUUCCUGAUGUGUAGGUAUUGAGUGUAUAUUUGCACAAUACUAUUUUUGAAAUCUCACAUGGAGAAAAUGGAGUUUCCUCGAGAAAUAGGAAAAAUUUAAAGGUGAAAGACACCUAAUAAGUACUUGUGAAAAUGCUUUCCUAAAAUUGAGUGAACAUGACCCUGCAUAUUUAAUCCUCACACCGGAAAUAUCUGGCACAUUUUUACUUCAUGCGCAGAGAGGAAGUAAAGAUCUCAUCUUCCCUGCCCGCACCCAAUGUUCUGUCACCUGGCCGCUUCUGCUUUUUCUUCUGUUGCUGGCUGUGAGCACCCAGCCAUUCCGGUGUGGCCUUUCCCCCAGGAAUUGCGUGGCCCUGCCGCCCUCCCCCCACUCAGUUUCAGAGCCAACCAACCACAAUCAUGACGCCAGCUUCAUGCCUGUUGCUUUGGUAAAACCCUUGCUUCCUGCACUGUUUCUGAUUUUUCUAAUGGUCUCCCAAUUUCUUGUCCCACUAAGUUUUUUAAUAUUUCUUCUGGAUGAUCUUUGUAAGCAUAACUGGAAGCUUAUUUAUUUUACCUUAGAAUAAAGUCCUACCCCUCCAAAGGGACAUGAGAGUCCCUCAUCAGGCCCAUGCCACCAUCUUGUCCUCAGUUGCCAGUCCUUGCUCAGCUGUUCUGUUUUACAGUGCAUGUUCUGCAAUUCUCUAGUGUUUGAACUCUGACUUUUUUUUUUUUUG